AUGACGUCACAUUCAACUUCCGGCUUAUAUUUAGUGUCCUUAGUGACGACAGCAGUAUUGUUUCUGAACAACAUUUCAGCUGGUCAGAAAUAUCUGAAGCGACCACACCAACCACAGCAGCACCACAAACUUCUACCCAACAACAACGACAACGGCGAUAGACACCAGACGACGUCAGCCGCAGACGAUCUAAUAAUAGCUCAACCCACCACCUCUGCAUGUCUGACCCCGAAUGACCUUGACUGCCCAGAGGUCAAGGGCACGGACGAUAUUCUGGUGGCCACAACGAGACCACGUGAUAUGAGCAGCAGCGAGAUCCGGGAGUCCCUAUUUUCAUCUACAACAUCGUCAUCCAGCCGCCAAAGACAUCCACACAACAGCAACGACAACGACAAUAAUGAUGACGUCACAACUUCCGGCGAUGCACCGGAAAUAGAUACCACACCCUGUUCCUUAGCGGAUGACGAAGAUUGCGUCAAUUUCGCCUCUGGCGAAAUUGACACUGACCUCGAAGCCGACCCGGCUACUGCCAACUCAACUUCCGGUUUUUCGAAGUCAUCAUCACGUGAUAAUGACGUCGACAAUGAUGAUGAUGAUGAUGAUAGGAACAAAACUGGCAAGAAAAAAUCGUCAUCAUCACCAUCGUCGUCAUCGUCAUCUUCAAACAUCAAACUUCAGACUUAUAAUAAUAUUGGUAACGAUGACGAUGAUGACGGUGGAGGUGAUGAUGACGAUAACGAUGUGGGAGUUGAUGGUAAAAAUGAUGAUGAUAAUGAUGAUGAUGAUGACAUCAGGGGCGGUGAUGAUGAUGAUGUCGGCAAAAGAAAGAAUGCGAAUAAAGGUAAGGUGCACAAAGGGGGUCUUGCAAAAGGCAGCACCACUCAAAGACCUGUGACUAAAAAUGGUGAUGACGACGACGACGAUGAUGAUGGAAAUGCUGAUAAUAAUGAUAAUAAUGGUGAUGAUGAUGAUAUCAGUGAAAGUGCUGGCGGCCAUGAUGACGAUGAUGAUGAUGACGGUGCGGUCGUGAAACUAUCAUCAUCAUCAAAACUUAACACCACAGCUCAGCAUAAAAAACCAAAACAUCAAAAACAACAACAACAGCUACAACAACAACAACAUUACCAUAACGGCACUAGCAACGUAUAUGAGAUGUACAAACAAAACAACAACAACAACAUAAACAACAACAACAACAACAACAUGAGCGUAAACCGAUCGUUCGAAAAACUGACGAUAAAUAUUGGUUUAAUUCUCGGUAUCGCGUUCGGUAUUGCGGUACUGCUACUGGUAUUAGCUCUCGCAUUAUUCAAAUACAAAAAUCAGCUGACCGGACAAGGCAAUGAUAAAUUGGUCGAUGACGUCAUAAUCAACAAAAGCAGCGUAAAUAAAAAGAAUAAUAACAACAAAAAUAAGAAGGACAGCAAAAAGACCGGCGGUCCGUACGGAUACGAACCGUGCAAAGUCUCAUCGUCACCGUUCAAAGUCGACGUCUCGGAACUCUGCUUGGAUUCAAGAUAA
Molecule: messenger RNA, 1521 nt
Organism: Helobdella robusta
Lineage: Eukaryota; Metazoa; Annelida; Clitellata; Rhynchobdellida; Glossiphoniidae
Exons: 4
Coding region: 1-1521 (506 amino acids)
Source: RefSeq, a predicted model, not a curated record